Messenger RNA from Metarhizium brunneum ARSEF 3297, 957 nucleotides. It is a transcript of the gene YEAD, whose product is annotated as Glucose-6-phosphate 1-epimerase. Gene Ontology annotation, biological process: carbohydrate metabolic process. Gene Ontology annotation, molecular function: glucose-6-phosphate 1-epimerase activity; carbohydrate binding. Lineage: Eukaryota; Fungi; Ascomycota; Sordariomycetes; Hypocreales; Clavicipitaceae. The record is from RefSeq and is a predicted model, not a curated record. Gene Ontology annotation, cellular component: cytoplasm.
AUGGUGGACAGACCAAACAAGCCGUCAGCUUUGGCUACCACUCCAGGUCUACCUCCCCAGCCGCAGGUGACCAUCUCAGAUGGUAGCUCCCGUGUCUCGGCUACUCUUUCCACGGGAGAGAGUGUUGAAGUCUUGCUCUUCGGCGCUACUGUCCUCAGCUGGAAGGAUGCUGCGGGGAAUGAGAAGUUGUGGUUGAGCAAGGAUACGAAGCUAGAUGGGUCUAAAGGCGUUCGCGGAGGUAUUCCUUUGGUGUUUCCGUUAUUCGGGCCUGCAACCCCCAACCAUGAAGCUACCUCAAAGCUGCCCCAGCAUGGGCUUGCUAGAACUGCUCGAUGGGAGUUUCUGGGGAAAUCUACCAGUGAAGGCUCCAGUUCCAGCUCCAGCGUAAAGCUUGAUUUUGGUCUCUCAUCUGAUUCUCUUGCCGAACAUACCAAGGCUCUUUGGCCCUAUAAGUUUGGUUUACUAUACAGCGUUACCUUAGAUCGGGAGAGCUUGACUACGACGCUUGUCAUAACUAAUGAUGGCGAAGAGCCUUUUGAUUGCCAAAUGCUGCUACAUACAUAUUUCAACAUCAAGGACAUAUCUGCCGUCCAAAUCGCUGGGUUGGAAGACUCCAAGUAUGUUGACAAGGUAGAUGGAGCCAAGACCAAGACCGAAUCUUCAUCGCCGGUGACAUUCUCUGGUGAAAUGGACCGUGUUUACACUCCGGCCAAAGGUCCUGGACACCCCAUUGUCAUUUCUGAUACCGGCCGCCCUUGCUUCCGGAUUGUCAGAGAUAAUCUUGACCAAGUUGUUGUGUGGAACCCUUGGAUCGAGAAAGCCCAGGGGAUGUCCGACUUCGCUCCCAAGGACGGCUAUAAGAACAUGGUUUGUGUCGAAGCAGGGAGUGUUGAUGGCUGGCAAAAAUUGGACAAGGGUGACGCCUUUGAAGGUGCCCAAACUAUUUAUAUUUUGUAA